AGAGGCUUUCCGGCCGCUGCUGCGAGUGCCCGGGAUUUGCUGCCCGGAGGGUUCCGGGUUGGGACGCGAUGUCUCUGCAAGGGGCGGUGGGGGCUGAGGAGUUGAUUUUCUACGUGAAUGGGAGAAAGGUAAGUGUCGUUCGGAGGGAGUCUGGAGAAAGGGCAACUGCUGUUUUAAAAGUAGCCCCGAAAGGCGUGGGCACAGAUAGGAUCUAGUUUUCUCAGAUUUCGUCCUCAGGAGAGCAUAACUGUAUCCUUCCAAAGCCUUCGGAACAUGCAUCAGUCAGCUAGUGUUACUACGGUUAGCUGGUUCUCUUGCAUUUAACAAGUGCUGCAAGAAGGGGAGAAGCAUCAGAGGAGGACAACUGUUGCUUAAAACAUCCCAUUUUAGCUAGUUCUGCUGAGUUUGGAAGGAGGGGGAAGUAUCAAAAUGAAGUGAACUUUCAAUUGGCUCUCAAAUUUGGCUGAUGAACAAACUCGUUUUUCAUUUGCACGUGCCUGGCUUCUCAUCUUCAGUGGUUAUUGGAAAACAAAUUUACAUGGGUACAAAAGCUAGUCAGCAAGGCUCGAGUGCCAAAAUCUGGACUGUUGGCAAUUAUAAAGGUAAUACUGCAAAAGCAAACCAAAGUUUGUUGUUGAUUAAAUGCUACUGCAAGGAACUAGCUGAUUCUAAGCGAUGGAAUAAGAAAUCCUCCAAUGGAAACAAGAACACAGGCAUUUUUAUUAGUCUCAGUUGUUAGCCUAGUAAGAUAAGUGAAAGUUUAUAUAAACAACACUAGAAAAAAAAUAUUCCUGCUGACAGCCUUAGAAGUUGCCUCUGGUGUUCAUCCUAGUAGGUUAAAGUGCCAGAGAGACUCUAAAAUCGGCAAAUGAUUAAUUCUUUAUGCUAUGCUACCUCUAUUGUGGCAAAGUCCUGUUGCAUUUUUAUUUCUGGUGUGACUGAAGGUUGGCUCCCUCAGCAUGACCUUUUGGUGGUAGAGAAAAAUGCCGAUCCCGAACAGAUGCUGCUGUUUUAUCUGCGAAAGAGACUCCGUCUUACAGGAACUAAGUAUGGCUGUGGAGGAGGUGGCUGUGGUGCCUGCACGGUGAUGAUAUCAACUUAUGAGCCAGCUUCAAAGAAGAUACGACACUACUCAGCAAAUGCGUGCUUGCUUCCCAUUUGCUCCUUGUAUGGUAUGGCAGUCACCACAGUGGAAGGUGUUGGAAGUACAAGAACCAGAAUUCAUCCAGUUCAGGAAAGGCUUGCCAAAUGCCAUGGUUCCCAGUGUGGUUUCUGUACCCCUGGAAUGGUGAUGUCCAUAUACACUUUGUUAAGAAACCACCCAGAACCAAAUUCAGAGCAGAUGACUGCAGCUCUGGCUGGGAACUUGUGCCGCUGCACUGGAUACAGGCCCAUCCUAGAUGCCUGUAAAACCUUUUGUAAGGAUUCUGUUUGUUGUCAAAGUAAAGCAAAUGGAAGGUGUUGCUUGGAUCAAGAAGAGGAUUUAUUUGACAGAGAAGAGAAGGAAUCUGUUGGACUGUUUUCACCAGAUGAAUUCCAGCCCUUAGAUCCCACCCAAGAGUUUAUAUUUCCGCCAGAACUAAUGAGAAUGGCUGAAAAUCAGCCGAAAAGGACCCUGGUUUUUCAUGGAGAGCGAAUAAUGUGGAUUUCUCCUGUAAGCUUAGAUGAAUUGCAGGAUCUGAAGGCUGCCCACCCUGACGCACCUCUUGUUGUUGGAAACACUGGUGUGGGACCUGAUAUGAAAUUUAGAGGCGUGUUCCAUCCAAUUGUCAUUGCUCCUGCCAGGAUCCCAGAUCUGAACGUGGUGGAAUGCAUGAGUGAUGGAUUAACUAUAGGAGCUGCCUGCAGCCUCUCUCUAAUGAAAGACGUCUUGAGAAAUGCAGUUUCGGAGUUACCAGAAGAAAAGACAAAGAUUUUCUGUGCUGUCUUGCAGCAGUUAAGAACACUGGGUGGAGAACAGAUAAGAAAUGUUGCUUCAUUAGGUGGAAACAUUAUAAGUCGAAAAUCAACCUCAGACUUGAAUCCUAUUCUGGCAGCUGGCAAUUGUAUGCUUAACCUGGCUUCACAAGGAGGAAAGAGAUGGAUUCCUUUGAGUGAUAUUUUUGCAGAUGGAGUUGGUAACAAUACUAUUAUGCCAGAAGAGGUCUUAGUCUCUGUCCGUAUUCCCCAUUCUAGAAAGGGAGAGUAUAUCUCUGCAUUUAGACAAGCACCAAGAAGAGAAAAUGCUCUCCCAAUAAUUAGUGCUGGAAUGAGAGUCCUUUUUGAAGAAGGUACAGACAAAAUUAAAGAUUUGAGCAUUUUCUAUGGAGGUGCUGCCUCGACAACAAUCUGUGCAAAGCAAACCUGUCAGACACUUAUUGGAAGGUACUGGAAUGAGCAGAUGUUGGAUGAAGCUUCCAGGCUAAUCCUCAAUGAAAUAGUUCUUCCAGACUCAGCCUGGGAUGGGAAAGCAGAAUAUAAAAAAACUUUGAUAGUUAGUUUAUUCUACAAAUUUUUCCUGGAAGUAUUACAGUCAUUGAAGACAAUGGACCCUUGUCACUAUCCUGGCAUACCUAUGGAAUAUGAGAGCAUUCUAGAAGACUUCCAAACCAAAAUGCCCCAGAGUAUCCAAAUAUAUCAGAAUGUAGAACUGAGUCAGUCUCCCCAGGAUCCUGUGGGACGGCCUAUUAUGCACCAGUCUGGAAUUAAGCAUGCCACUGGUGAAGCAGUUUACAUUGAUGAUAUUCCUUCUGUGGAUGGGGAGCUUUUCCUGGCUGUUGUCACUAGUUCCAGAGCUCAUGCUAAGAUUGUCUCAGUAGAUACCUCAGAGGCUCUGAAGGAACCAGGUGUGUUUGACGUCAUAACAGCUAAUGAUGUACCAGCUACAAAUGAGUUUCACUACUCUGAUGAUCCAGAGAUUAUAUUUGCAAGAAACAAGGUAAUUUGUGUGGGUCAGAUUGUAUGCGCUGUAGCUGCAGAUUCAUAUGCUCAUGCCAAACAAGCUGCUGCAAAAGUGAGGAUAGAGUAUGAAGCACUGGAACCUGUGAUCUUGACAAUUGAGGAUGCUAUAAAGCACAACUCAUUCUUUGAGCCAAAAAGAAAAUUAGAACAUGGAAAUGUUGAUAAGGCAUUUGAAACUGUUGAUCAUAUACUUGAAGGGGAGAUUCACAUUGGGGGGCAGGAGCACUUUUAUAUGGAGACUCAGAGUGUGCUUGCUAUUCCAAAAGGAGAGGAUAAAGAAAUGGAUGUGUAUGUUUCAACACAACAUCCAGCAUUUAUCCAGGAGAUGGUAGCUGCGAGUCUAGGCGUUCCAGCAAACAGGAUCAUGUGCCACGUUAAACGAGUUGGUGGAGCUUUUGGUGGGAAACUCCUGAAAGCUGGAUUACUGGCAUCAGUUGCUUCAGUGGCAGCAAACAAAACCAACAGAGCAGUCCGUCUUAUUCUGAGCCGGGGAGAUGAUAUGUUAAUCACUGGUGGCCGACAUCCUUUUGUUGGCAAAUAUAAAGUUGGCUUCAUGAAAGAUGGUAGGAUCAGAACUGUGGAUGCCAAAUAUUACAUAAAUGGAGGAUGCACCCCUGAUGAAUCUGUCCUGGUAGCAGAAGUAUGCUUAUUAAAAAUGGACAAUGCGUAUAAGAUUCCCAACUUGAGAUGCUGGGCUUACGCUUGUAAAACGAACUUGCCAUCAAACACAGCAUUUCGUGGAUUUGGUUUUCCUCAGUCAGGACUGGUGACAGAAACUUGGAUAACAGAAGUUGCAGAGAAAACAGGUUUAUCGCCAGAAAAGGUUAGGGAAAUAAAUAUGUAUAAGGAGGAUGAGCAAACACACUUCAAACAAAAGCUUGAUCCACAAAACUUAAUACGCUGUUGGAAUGAAUGUAUGGAGAAAUCUGCAUACUACAGUAGGAAAACAGCUAUCGAGGAAUUCAACAAACAAAAUUACUGGAAGAAAAAAGGGAUUGCCAUUGUUCCAAUGAAGUUUCCAUUUGGACUAGGCUCACGUUACCUUUCUCAGGCUGCUGCUCUGGUUCAUAUUUAUACAGAUGGGUCUGUGCUUUUGACACAUGGUGGAAUUGAGUUGGGACAGGGCAUUCAUACAAAAAUGAUCCAGGUUGCUAGUCGGGAAUUAAACAUCCCAAUGUCAUAUAUUCACUUCUGUGAAACAAGCACAACAACUGUUCCUAAUGCGUGUGCUUCAGUAGGAUCUGCAGGGACAGAUGUCAACGGCAUGGCUGUGAAGGAUGCUUGCCAAACUCUUCUGAAACGCCUGCAGCCUAUCAUUAACAAGAACCCAAAAGGCAACUGGAAAGAUUGGAUUAAAGAAGCCUUUGAACAAAGUGUGAGUCUUUCAGCUACUGGCUACUUCAGAGGUUACGAUGCAAAUAUGGACUGGGAGAAAGGGGAAGGACAGCCUUUCACAUACUUUCUUUAUGGAACUGCUUGUUCAGAGGUUGAAAUUAAUUGUUUAACAGGAGAUCACAAGAACCUCAGAACAGACAUAGUUAUGGACAUUGGAUGCAGCAUAAAUCCAGCUGUGGAUAUAGGACAGAUUGAAGGCGCCUUUGUUCAAGGCAUUGGACUUUACACAAUGGAAGAAUUAAAGUACUCUCCAGAAGGAGUCCUAUGUACUCGGGGUCCAGAUCAGUAUAAGAUCCCUGCUGUCUGUGAUAUUCCAGAACAGUUUAAUGUUUCCCUGCUGUCAUCUUCCCAAAAUCCAUAUGCCAUCUAUUCAUCCAAGGGGUUAGGCGAGGCAGGACUUUUCUUGGGAUGCUCUGUGUUCUUCGCGUUGAGGGAUGCAAUAACUUGUGUGAGGAAUGAAAGAGGACUAAAAAAGACCUUUGCACUGAACAGCCCUCUGACUGCUGAACAAAUACGAGCAGCCUGCAUAGAUGACUUCACUAAGAUGGUAAUAGGAAGAUGACAAAUGAUGAAUCUUCUUCCUCGAUUCCUUGGGCCAGAAUGCAUGAGACCUGAACAGAAUUCCAACUACUGAUUUCCUGCCCCAAAACACACCAAUCAACUCACAUAAAAUAAAGUAUUUUCUCAUUUUCACAGUAGAAACAUAUAUUAAAAAAAGCAUGUUACUCUUCUAUCAGUCUUCAUUCUUUGGUGUACUUAAGACACCACUCGAGCUACAGCAUUUAAUUAUUAGAAAUACAUCUCCAAACAUAUACAUUCCACCAGAAGGGUCUGCUGAAUGGCUGUGGCACAGCAGCCCUGGAGAGAUCAAUUAAUAUGCUGCAGGAGAAGAAAGUUAGGAUGCAUUGUAAAGGUACGUUAGAUUCCUUACUACUGUUUAUUACAUUUAAGUUCUUCAUAUGAUGUGAUUUUUGAGAAACUUCAGCUAAUAUUCCUGAGAUUUAAGUCAUGCAGGGCCUGUGCAGAUAUCUUUACUGAAAAAUUGGAACUUUGUUUAUUAAAUUAAAUCUCUUUUUGAUAGCAAGUGAUGCUCUGAUUUGUAGUAAAGUCAGUUUAGAUUUGUCUUGGUACAGACACGUUUGUGUUAAGAACAUACAGGGAACUAGUGUUAUGAUUUUCUUUUGCUAUGCCAGGCAAAUUGGUAUGACUGACCUCUACAGAUAGGAGAUUAAUUUUAUCUUUGAAGGGGGAAGAAUCACUUAGAGUUUCCUAUUAAGCCUUUUUUUUUUUUUUUUUUUUUUUUUUUUUUUUUUUUUUUUGUCAUUGAGAGGUUCAAAAGCCUCUGAACUUAGUGGGAAAAUUCACAUGGAGUUCAGUAUGCUUUUAAAUAGGGGCCUGGAUGAACCUGUCUCUAGAGAGGGCUCUUAAACAGUGCUUAAUCCUGUUCUCUGCACUGUACUGAGUUGUGAGGGUACAGUUAAAAGCUUUUCUUUCACUGUGAUAAAAAAAGACAAAAUAACAACAACAGAAAACAAUUUAAAAAUAGCGAAAGAUAUCUGCAAAUAACAAUCAUCUGAUGCUGCCUAGGCAACAAGCAAGAGGUAGCAGCUGGAGACAGGAAAAUAUAAAGCCAGCACUGUUUAAAAUGGUAACAGAAAUUCUGGUGUUAUUAAAUUUGAAGAAUAUAUUUAUUUGUAAUAUAAGACAAGUUCAAGAAAUUACAUAGUAUAUAUCAAAAUUAAUAUAUUAUGGAAGUUCCAGUCAUAUUUUUCUAAUUUCAACAUUGGAAUCCAUAGAAUUGAACUUAGGGAAAACAUCAGCCUUUCCUCUCAUCAAAGUGCAAAGUUGAGAUUUCAAUUCUGAAUGUGUUCCCGCAUACCCACAAAUAUCCAAAAGUGUCUGGCAUUUGGAUUUGGGGCUUUGACGUAAGAUGCAUCAUAACACAGAAAAAUGAUUACUUUUUCAAUGUAUGUAUGUAUGUUACAAAGUAGCACUUGAAAAAAAAAUGUGGUAGGUUCUUUUCAUGAAGUUUAACUGUCACACGUUGAGCAUUUGAUUUCAGUGAAUCUCUGUAUCACCUAUUCCUUACUUAUAAUGAAAAUCAGUGGCUCUAAUUAUUUGACGCAUUGGUCUGCAGUCUCAUUUCACUUCUUAGUUUACCACCAACUAUUUUCUAUUCUUCCCUUUCAUACCUUUUAUGAGAUGGUAUUGUAUUUGUGAGGGAAACCAUGUUAGCUGCUUGGACUUCUUUUGUUUUGGCUAUUAAAAUAUGAAAUAUUUAUUGAUGCAA
Molecule: messenger RNA, 6625 nt
Organism: Gallus gallus (chicken)
Lineage: Eukaryota; Metazoa; Chordata; Aves; Galliformes; Phasianidae
Gene: AOX1
Product: aldehyde oxidase 1
Exons: 35
Coding region: 869-4897 (1342 amino acids)
Molecular function (GO): FAD binding; oxidoreductase activity; 2 iron, 2 sulfur cluster binding
Source: RefSeq, a predicted model, not a curated record